This is a messenger RNA of Alternaria arborescens, 570 nucleotides long. RefSeq lists its product as hypothetical. Lineage: Eukaryota; Fungi; Ascomycota; Dothideomycetes; Pleosporales; Pleosporaceae. Gene Ontology annotation, biological process: replication fork processing; kinetochore assembly; resolution of meiotic recombination intermediates. Gene Ontology annotation, cellular component: Fanconi anaemia nuclear complex; FANCM-MHF complex. Gene Ontology annotation, molecular function: protein heterodimerization activity. Bases 1 to 570 code for a protein of 189 amino acids. The transcript has a single exon. The record is from RefSeq and is a predicted model, not a curated record.
AUGCCACCGAAAAACGCGACAGCGAAUGCUUCGCGCAGAAAAGGCCCGUCGUUCAACCCACCACGGCCUGUAAACGCGGCUUCCCAGGCAUCUACAACCACGAAACGCGCCCCAGCAGCGGCUUCCCGCGCGACGGGCCCAGCCAAGAAGAGCAAUGCGGCAGGCUCAAAGAACGGCUUCCAGCCAGCGGCCGAGAUAAUCGACCUAUCUGACGAUGAUCAAGACGAAGAGCUUGCCGAAGAUCUAAACCUCUCAGACUUUGACGACAUAAUGGAGGACGCACCCGCUGCUCCCAAACCACCACCAGCCAACCCCGCCCUUUCCGAGCCCGUCGUACCACGACCCCUCCUCGCACGUCUGCUUCUCGAGAACUUUGAGGAUCCAAACAUACAAAUACAAACCGGUGCGAUGAAGCUGGUCGGAAAGUACAUUGACAUCUUCGUCACAGAAGCUUUUCUUAGAAGCCAAGACGAGAUGAAAGCGUCUGCAAAAGAUGGGGGUGCCAUUGACGGUUUUCUUCAAGUAGAGGAUCUUGAGAAGCUGGCGCCCCAACUUGUGUUGGACUUUUGA